UUUAUUUAUUUAUUUAUUUAUUAUUCAUAUUUGUAUACCGCCCUAUCUCCCGAAGGACUCAGGGCGGUUCACAGGCAUAUAAAACAUUUAUAUACAAAUUAAAAUAAUCAUUAAAAAGCUUAUUCUAAUGCCCAAUUAUUAAAAAUAGAAAUAUAAAUAUUAAAACCAAUUUAAAACCCCUAUAAAUUUAAAAUCUAAGCCAGUCCUGCACAGAUGAAUAAAUGUGUCUUGAGCUCGCGACGGAAGGUUCGGAGGUCCGGAAGUUGACGGAGUCCUGGGGGGAGUUCGUUCCAGAGGGUGGGAGCCCCCACAGAGAAGGCCCUUCCCCUGGGCGUUGCCAGACGACACUGCCUAGCUGACGGCACCCUGAGGAGUCCCUCUCUGUGAGAGCGCACGGGUCGGUGAGAGGUAUUCGGUAGCAGUAGGUGGUCCCGUAAAUAACCCGGCCCUAUGCCAUGGAGCGCUUUGAAGGUGGUUACCAAAACCUUGAAGUGCACCCGGAAGGCCACAGGUAGCCAGUGCAGCCUGCGCAGGAUUGGUGUCAUACGGGAGCCACGAGGGGCUCCCUCUAUAACCCGCGCAGCCGCAUUCUGAACUAACUGCAGCCUCCGGAUGCCCUUCAAGGGGAGCCCCAUGUAGAGAGCAUUGCAGUAAUCCAGGCGAGACGUCACGAGGGCGUGAGUGACCGUGCAUAGGGCAUCCCGGUCUAGAAAGGGGCGCAACUGGCGCACCAGGCGAACCUGGUAAAAAGCUCUCCUGGAGAUGGCCGUCAAAUGAUCUUCAAAAGACAGCCGUUCAUCCAGGAGGACGCCCAAGUUGCGCACCCCUUCCAUCGGGGCCAAUGACUCGCCCCCAACAGUCAGCCGAGGACUCAGCUGACUGUACCGAGAUGCCGGCAUCCACAGCCACUCUGUCUUGGAGGGAUUGAGCUUGAGCCUGUUUCUCCCCAUCCAGACCCGUACGGCCUCCAAGCACCGGGACAACACUUCGAUAGCUUCGUUGGGGUGGCCCGGUGUGGAAAAGUACAGCUGGGUGUCAUCAGCGUACAGCUGGUACCUCACACCGAAGCCACUGAUGAUCUCACCCAGCGGCUUCAUAUAGAUGUUGAACAGAAGGGGCGAGAGGAUCGACCCCUGCGGCACCCCACAAGUGAGGCGCCUCGGAGCCGACCUCUGCCCCCCUGUCAACACCGUCUGCGACCGAUCGGAGAGAUAGGAGGAGAACCACCGAUAAACGGUGCCUCCCACUCCCAAUCCCCCCAACCGGCGCAGCAGGAUACCAUGGUCGAUGGUAUCGAAAGCUGCUGAGAGGUCUAAUAGGACCAGGGCAGAGGAACAUCCCCUAUCCCUGGCCCUCCAGAGAUCAUCCACCAACGCGACCAAAGCCAUCUCAGUGCUGUAACCGGGCCGGAAGCCGGACUGGAACGGGUCUAGAUAGACAGUUUCAUCCAGGUGUAAGGGAAGCUGAUAUGCCACCAUACUCUCUACAACCUUCGCCGCAAAGCGAAGGUUGGAACCGGACGAUAAUUACCUAAAACAGCCGGGUCCAGGGAAGGCUUCUUGAGGAGGGGUCUCACCACCGCCUCUUUCAAGGCGGCCGGGAAGACUCCCUCCACCAAGGAGGCGCUCGUAAUUGCCUGGAGCCAGCCUCGUGUCACCUCCUGAGUGGCCAGCACCAACCAGGAGGGGCACGGGUCCAGUAAACACGUGGUGGCAUUCAACCUACCCAACAACCUGUCCAUGUCCUCGGGAGCCACAGGGUCAAACUCAUCCCAUAAAAUGUCACCAAGACCACCCUCAGCCGUCUCACCCGCGUCACCGCAAUAUGACUUGUUAUAUUGGGUCUGCCUUAGGAAUGUUCACAUGCUACUUUAUUACCCUAACCAGAAGUGGGUUUCAGCAGGUUCUGUCCAGUUCUGGAGAACGGGCAGUGGAAAUUUUGAGUAGUUUGGAGAACCGGUAGUAAAAAUUCUGACUGGCUCCUCCCCCAUCUAUUCUCUGCCUCCCAAGUCCCAGCUGGUCGGGAGGAAAUGGGGAUUUUGCAGUAACCAUCCCCUGAAGUGGGGUGGGAAUGGAGAUUUUGCAGUAUCCUUUCCCUGCCACGCCCACCAAGCUGCAUCGUCCAAGCCAUCCCACGCCCACCAAGCCACACCCACAGAACUGGUAAUAAAAAAUGUUGAAACCCAUCACUGACCCUAACUGACAAACCACAAUGGUUAAGUUUACACAACACACCAAACCAAAGCAAAACAAAUUACAUUAUGGCAUGAACUAGGUUCUUGAAUUCGAUUCGUAAAAAUCAAAAGAUUGGAAGGUGAAAUCAAAAUGUAACCAUCCACGAAUGAGACAGUCCAUCUUCCUUGUAUUAGAAGACAUCCUUGAAAGGGAAGCUCAGUGACAGUAUGGUAUUACUCACCCCCUCUUCAAGCAGAUCUAUUUCAUGUCCCUAUUUUUAACGCAGAAAAUGUACGCCUCAAAAUGUUGAAUGACAAAAGCAGCUCUGUAUGUUUGCUUGCAAUAUAUACAAUGGAAAAAUAGUUACAGUAGUUACAAAAAUCUGAACAAGUGAAUCAAUGAAGUGGAAGAUGUUGGCAGGAGAUAGGAAUAGCACACAUUACGUCAAAUAGCUCAAGCAAUGCUAAACUGGAUUCUGUCAAUGGCAAACUUCGAGAGAAAUCAACCAUGUUAGAUGAGAUUCUUAUUUGUAAACUUUUGCCAGGGUUUUUCCCUAACAAGGAGUCAGAAGGUCCUGUCAAAUUAAUUAGUAAUUGAAGUAGCAUGCCACUUUAACCCAAAUUUGGAGAGAGAAACUAAAUAGGCUAAUCUGAACUGCUAAAUUCAGGAUCUUGGAUACACCUUUAGUGACAGGUGCUCUGACCCAGAUAUAAAACUCAAACAGCUUUUGGAACGCUGGGCAAGACUGACUGACACGUGGAGAAGCACCUGCCCAUCUUGUUACACACUCCAAAUGUGUGUAUAUAUAUAUGUGUGUGUCGGGGUGAAAUCUAAACAUUUUCCCUACCAGUUCUGUGGGCGUGGCUUAACUGGUGGGCAUGGCUUGGUGGUCAGAUGACUGGGUGGGCAUGGCCAAUAACAAUAAAUAAUAAAAAUAAUAAAGUAUAAAAAACAAUAAGAGGUACCAAAAACCAACUUUCACACUUUACACACAACACAACACAAAACAACUGACACACACACAAUGAAAAAGCAGCUGCACUUCAUACUUCACACACUUCACACAGCCACAAAAAGCUCAAAAACCAACUUUCACACUUUACACACACACAACACAACAAAACACACACACACACACAAAAUGCCACAUACAGCUUUGUGAGAUUUUGUGUGUUUUUCUCUAGUUAAAGUGAAACACUACAAAAACACACCAAAUCUCAGAAAGCUGCACAAAUACUUUAUUUUAUUUAUAUUUUUUAGAUCAGGGGUUUUCAACCUUAGUAACUUUAACGUUUGUGGACUUCAAUUCCCAGAGUUCCUCAGCCAGCAAAACAGGCAGAUUCAGGCACAUGGAUUUUAGAUACGCAAAAUCAGUUGCUAGCUGAUGCAACUGAUUGCAAAAGCCAUGGUUUGCGAGCCCGAAAGGAGCAGUAAUUAUAGGUGAAUCAGGAAUCUCCCUUCGUUUUAUAUCUUCGCCCGACCUAUUGUGGUGAAGGAUCAGACGAUGGAAUGUAUGUACAGAUGAGGCCCUGGGGAUGAGAGGAAGGGUCACAUGUGGAGAUAGGACCCAGACGGAUCAUUAAGGGGAAAGAACAACUGUAAGCCCAUGAGACAAAUUUUUCCUUGUAUGUAGAAGGAAUGCUAGUGUGGAUGAGUUAUAAUGGAUUCUGAGCUGAGUUCAUUUGAUCUGAGAAUCUGGCAUGAAUGAAUGUCAAGUGAUCCAGUGUCAAGUGACACAAAUUGGCAAAAUGUGGACGUUGAAGUAAAAUGAGAACCAGGAACAUUGCUCUACAAAAGCAUUUCUGCUUUUUGCUCAAAUGCUGACUAAGACCUUCCCUACGAUUUGGAAGAACCAAGAAAAAAAGUUAAAUGAGAGCUAUUUGGCACAAGCUGGAACUGUCUGAAGACUCUUCAAAAAGUCUUCCUCCAAGGAUAUGUUGCUGUUUCUUUAAUUAGUGCAUCACCCUGGAGUAACUAACGAAGGUUCCCCUCUUCAACCUGAAGAUACAACACAGGCCUUCAGACCAGAGGGAGCCAUCCUUUUUGGAGUAAAUAUAAUCCAGAAAGAUGUCUCAGAGCCCAGAAGUCGUUGUCCCGAUGGCAGAUUGCAAUACAAAUGGUAUCCAGAAUCAGUCUUGGAGUUCAACAAAAUCCAGCACCGUCGCCUUUCGUAACAUCUGCUACAGAGUGAAGACGAAGAGUGGAUUUAUAGGCUGUCGAAAAAUAGUUGAAAAAGAAAUUUUGAGAGAUAUCAAUGGAAUAAUGACACCAGGACUGAAUGCAAUUCUGGGGCCAACAGGCAGUGGCAAAUCUUCAUUACUGGAUAUUUUAGCAGCACGGAAAGAUCCCCGUGGCUUAAGUGGAGAUGUUUUCAUCAACGGUGCCCCCCAGCCUGCCAAUUUUAAAUGCAUCUCUGGCUAUGUAGUACAGGAUGAUGUUGUGAUGGGGACUUUGACCGUGAGGGAAAACUUCCAGUUCUCAGCUGCACUCAGACUACCAAAAACAGUAAAAGCUCAUGAAAAAAAGGAGAGAAUCAACCAGAUCCUCAAGGAGUUGGGAUUGACAAGAGUGGCAGAUUCAAAGGUUGGAACUCAGUUCAUUCGUGGUAUAUCGGGAGGAGAAAGAAAAAGGACCAAUAUUGGAAUGGAGCUCAUUACUGACCCGUCCAUCUUGUUCUUAGACGAGCCAACCACUGGUCUUGAUGCCAGCACUGCCAAUGCCGUUUUGCUGCUCUUAAAAAGGAUGUCCAAGCAAGGGAAAACCAUUAUUUUUUCCAUCCAUCAACCACGCUACUCCAUCUUCAGACUGUUUGAUAAGUUGACCUUGUUGGCUGCGGGAAGACUUUUGUAUCAUGGACCUGCUCAAAAUGCCUUAGAAUACUUCAAGACCAUCGGUUAUGAGUGUGAACCAUACAAUAACCCUGCUGACUUUUUCCUGGAUAUCAUUAAUGGAGACUCGACAGCUGUGGCUUCUCAUAAUGAAACCGACAAAGAUGGUACUCAAGAUCAGACACUGGCGGAGAAAUUGGUAGAGAAAUAUUCCAGUUCCUCUUACAAUCAAGAAACCAAAACAGAAUUGGAAAAGCUGUCUUCAAAGGGCGAAACCAAAGAGACCACUUUCCAAAGAAUCACCUAUUCCACUCCCUUCUUUCACCAGUUGAAAUGGGUCUCCAAACGGAUGUUCAAAAAUUUAAUAGGUAAUCCUCAAGCCUCCAUAGCACAGUUACUGGUUACAAUUUUCCUGGGAUUAGUCGUGGGUGCCAUAUUCUUUGGUGUAACAAAUGAUGGCAAAGGUUUGCAAAAUAGAAUUGGUGCCAUGUUCUUUAUGACUACUAAUCAGUGUUUCAGCAGCAUUUCAGCAAUUGAACUCUUCGUGGUAGAGAAGAAAAUAUUUAUACAUGAAUAUAUCAGUGGAUACUACCGAAUUUCUGCAUACUUCUUCUCUAAACUAAUGGCUGAUUUAAUACCUAUGAGGACUUUACCCAGCAUAAUUUUCACCUGCAUAAUUUAUUUCAUGCUAGGCCUGAAACCCACCGUAGAGGCUUUCUUUAUAAUGAUGUUCACUCUGAUGAUGGUGUCAUACACUGCAACCUCUAUGGCACUUGCUAUUGCUACAGGACACAAUGUGGUGGCUGUCGCCAAUCUCCUGGUGACAAUCAGCUUUGUUUUUAUGAUUAUUUUCUCCGGGUUGCUGGUAAAUCUCACCAGUAUUCUGCCAUGGCUUUCUUGGCUCCAGUACUUCAGCAUCCCUCGAUAUGGCAUGACAGCAUUGCAGAUUAAUGAAUUUGUGGGUCUUGACUUCUGCAAUUUGCAGACCAGUAAAAACGGGAGCACCGCCAAUUGCACAGAAGUUAGCACAAUUCGGAUGUGCACCGGAGAACAAUAUCUGGAAAGCCAAGGGAUUGAUGCAACUAGUUGGGGGUUAUGGCAGAAUUAUGUGGCAUUGGCUUGCAUGACCAUCAUUUUCCUUACCAUUUCUUACUUCAAGCUAUAUUUCAUGAAAAAGUUCUCUUAAGUCCACAAAGUUGUCAAAGGUCCAAUCCAGUUACUCCAAUCCAGAAUAAUUUAAAGAGGAGAAUGAGAAAAAAAAAAGACUAUUUCUCUCCUAACUGUAUUCUUUCGAACUCACAAACAAGAAAAGUCUCAGCCUUCAGCCAAGAUGUUUGCCUUUAUAAUACCCUCAUAUAUUGUUUGGUUGCGUGUCAAAAAGUCUGAAAAAUCAAAUGUCAGUUAUUUCCUGCUUACAAGUCUAGAGACUAAUAUCGGUGGCAUUGAUUUUAUUUAUAUUUUAUUUGUUUCCGCAUACUCCUGACGUAGCCCAUGCUGAUUCACAACAUUAAAUGAUAAUAACCUAUUUAAAUAAAUGGACCCACCCAUCAAUAAAUAGCAAUAACAUCAAAUGUAUCCCAAACAAAAUUAAUCCUUGAUUCAAACAUAAAUAACUUCUAGAAGGGAAUGCUACCAUUUAAAAAUAGGUUCUCGGGUUAUUUUCAAAUAAUCAUAGUGGUACCUUGGUACUCAUCGUUAAUUGGUUUCAGGAGGCAUGAUGACUACCAAAAAUAAUGAGCACCAAACAAAUUUUUCCCCAAUAAGACAGGUGACAGCAACAACAACUAGCUUGUGUGUUGAGUACCAAACAAAUGAUGAGUACCAGGACAAAAAUUUUACGUCAAAAUGCACUGAGUACCAAAUUCUAUGAGUUUCAAAGCAGUUGAGUACCAAGGUACCACUGUAUGUGCUUAAUUCUUCUCCAGAUACUAAAUGGUUCUGAAAUGCAGAAUUCCAGAUUAAUCAUAUUUCUCAACAAACAGGAUAGUAACUGAUUCAUGGUCUGAAGUAUAACCAUGAAGUGUAACCAAGUCAUUGGAGAUAAACCAGGACUGGUGACAAUACCACAAGAAAUACUAAAACUCUACCUUAUUGAUAGUGUUUCAGAAUAGUAUUCAGCAGGUUCUGACCAGUUCUGGAGAACCGGUAGUGGAAAUUUUGAACAGUUCGGAGAACUGGUAAAUACCACCUCUGACUGUCCCCCCCCCAUCUAUUCUCUCCCUCCUGAGUCCCAGCUGAUUAGGAGGAAAUGGGGAUUUUGCAGUAACCUUCCCCUGGAAUGGGGUGGGAAUGGAGAUUUUACAGUAUUCUCCCCUGCCACGCCCACCAAGCCAUGCCACGCCCACCAAGCCAUGCCCACAGAACCAGUAAUAAAAAAAAUGGAAUCC
Ahaetulla prasina is the source of this 7389-nucleotide messenger RNA. Its product is annotated as broad substrate specificity ATP-binding cassette transporter ABCG2-like. Gene Ontology annotation, molecular function: ATP hydrolysis activity; ATP binding; ABC-type transporter activity. The transcript has 18 exons. Bases 4242 to 6188 code for a protein of 648 amino acids. The record is from RefSeq and is a predicted model, not a curated record. Gene Ontology annotation, cellular component: plasma membrane. Lineage: Eukaryota; Metazoa; Chordata; Lepidosauria; Squamata; Colubridae.